AUGUCUGUAAAUGACUCAACAAGUGCUAAAGGUGAGAAUUACUAUUAUUUUUUUGAUUUUUAGCGAAACUUUUUAUUCAACUAUUAUAAGGUCAUGAAUAAUAUAGUUUAUCGUGUUAGAGCCAACUGUUUGUGGUGCGCAAUCGACCCACGUGAUGCUGAUAUCAUACGACGGGCAUGAAUUCAUUGUUCCUCGAGAAAUGGCCGAACUUUCAAACACGAUCAAGUCGAUGAUGACCGGGCCAUUCGAAUCCACCGAAACAAUGCCAAAUUCGGUCAAUUUGAAAGACGUCCCGUGAGUUUCAAUCGGUUUUUGAGGUCUAGAAGAGGUUGGUAAGAGAUUUGCCAUUAUUUUUCAAAUUUUAGAUCUCAUGUUCUUCGCAAGGUCUGCCACUACUUAGCCUACAAAAUGCGUUUCACGGACCACGAAGAGGAGAUUCCGGAGUUCGAAAUUGCUCCCGAGGUCGCCCUUCAGCUACUGAUGACUUCCAAUUUUCUUGAUAUUUGA
This is a messenger RNA of Bursaphelenchus xylophilus (pine wood nematode), 507 nucleotides long. The record is from the annotation of a GenBank genome assembly. Lineage: Eukaryota; Metazoa; Nematoda; Chromadorea; Rhabditida; Aphelenchoididae.